GUCAACACCAGGUAAAUAGGACCUCUAAUAUGACCUACCCUGCUGAGACUAGUUAACAGGCUAGACUGGGAAAUAAUAUGCCAACUCAUUUCUUCUCUCUUAUCAGAAGAGAUCAGUUCCCAAAGUGACAUAGAUAUUGUUGGUAUAGGUGAUACCUUUAACCAUGACAUCACUUUAAACCCCUGGGCAACACUUACGCCCUUGGGAGUGUAUUGCUGCUAAAGGAAACCACUUGAGCUGGAAGUCUGAGACUUUCUCUACAUUGCAAUUCCUUCCGCUCAAGGGAGCAAAGCUGAUGGGUUCAAUCAAGAAUCCCUUAUUUUUACCAGCUUUCAGUCAGGAGCACUGAAGUGACUUUUUUCCUUAUCCUUGUUUGUUCCUCCCCCUUCCUUUCACUUGACACCUGUCCCUACCUUUGGAAGAUGAGAUAAGCAGAGAACUCUGUCCCUGUAAGAGACGAGGAGCAGAAUAUGCCUACACAAAGAGGGCCAGAGCAAGAAUCAAACCUCUCCUGGGCAGGCUGGUGUGGGAGAGCUCCUUUGCUGCAAGUUGCAUUCUGGAGUGCCGUCAGUGGGCUUUUGCCACUGUAGUGAGUAUAAUUGGAAGCAGGUUUAUCUUCUUGUUUUUUCUUUUUUUUUCUUUUUUUUUUUUUGGAGUCACCAUGCUGCAGCAAAUUUUGCAUGAUAUGUAUAUUGACCCUGAACUCCUGGCAGAGCUGAAUGAAGAGCAAAAGCAGAUCUUGUUCUACAAAAUGAGAGAAGAGCAGCUGAGGCGCUGGAAGGAGAGGGAAGAAAAAGCACGAAUGGAGGAGGCCGUGCUGAGAAAGACAGCGAGGCGCAAACAGAGUAAUGGCAAACAUGUGCAGUGGCUACGUGGGAAGGACGGUGAGGUCUGGGUCUGGGUUAUGGGAGAAGCCCCAGGUGACAAGCCAUAUGAACAGAUAUCAGAGGAGCUAAUAGCAGAGCGAGCCAGGCAACAAGCACAGAAGGAGGCAGAAGAACUAUGGAGACAAAAGGAGGCUGAAAUUACAAAGAAAUUCCGGGAUGCUAUGGCUCAAGAAAAAGCCAGAAUAGUGGCAGAAAAAUGGAAAAUAGAAAUAGAAGAUCGGAAAGCUGCCAAAUUGGAGGAGGAAAAAAUUCAGGAGGAACUGAAGAAAAGAGAAGAAGAGGAAAGACAAAAGGGCGAAGAACAAAUAAGGCAGCAGGAAGAAAUCCGAGCAAAAGAGUUGUAUCUGAGCCUCAAGCAAGCUCAGCAGCAUAGUCAACACAGUGACGAUGACCAGGAGUGGGAAGAACAGUUGCGCCGCUCCAAAGCUGCAGAUGAGGAAAGGAGCCACAAAGCACGCAGGGCCCGGGAUGAAUACCGACGACAAUCCUUGCGUGCCAUCCAGAAGGGAAGAGUGGCUGGCCUGAGUAAUUUGUUCCAGGGGACAAGCCUGAAUAACGAUCAGGAGAUAAAACUGAACAACAAUAGUGCAAGUCCUUUGCUGACUCUCUCUGCAGCAUCCAGUAACAUCUGGGACCGUCCUUCUAGACCCUUUUCCCAAGAUGUCAUCAUUCGCUGGUUCAAAGAAGAGCAGAUCCCUCGACGUGCUGGGUUUGAGAGGAACACGAACAGGAUUGCUCAAUGGUUUCAUGGUAUUAUCAGCCGCCAGGAGGCAGAAGAGUUGUUGAUGAAUAAAUCUGAAGGAACCUUCCUGGUGCGAGUCAGUGAGAAAAUCUGGGGCUAUGCAUUGUCUUAUCGCCAGCAAAGUGGGUUCAAACACUUCCUGGUUGAUGCUUCGGGGGAUUUCUACAGCUUCUUGGGGGUAGAUCCAAACCGACAUGCAACACUGACAGAUCUUAUUGAUUUUCACAAGGAAGAAAUCAUCACAUCCUCAGGUGGGGAGCUACUACUGGAGCCAUGUGGACAGCAGAAGAAUCCACCAGACUACAGCCCUUUAUUUGAAUAACUGACCCAGGACUAACAGGAAUGCAUUCUGGAUAGCUGUAGUAAUAGAUAGCUACAAAAGUAAACAUUGAAGAGUAGUUAACAAACUUCCAAAGCCACUGGUCUUGUGGCCAAAAAGUAUUCUCAUUAGAAGGACCAAAAUAUUUCUGUUUUGCAUCUGAAUUAGCAUCAUUAUUCAUACUGUUAGCAUAUUAAAGGUGAGAAACUACUGGCAAAUUACAAAUGAGGACUAUUCCCAGGAAUUUUUCAAGGGAUUGUGGCCAAUUGCACUGAACACUAAGUUCCUCACUUUAUUUUCUUAAUGUCUGAGAUUGAAAAUGCAAAAAGCCUCAAGAAGUAUGGGCAGGAACUAUUCAUAGAUUAUUGUACAAAGUACUAAUAUUGGUGAAGAUAUUCUUUUUUCCAAAGCAAGGUUUGUCAGUUUCUGUUGACGAUCUCAUUACUCAGUGGUGCACUUUUGAUAACCAGAGGAGCAGUCUUAAAACAUCCUUUUGCAGUUUGUGAUUGCUGAAAUGGUUAGGUGUAGCUGGAAACUUGCCAUUGUGCUUUGGAAUUCAGGCCUACAAAGUUCACCACAGCAGAGACAGAAUGAGGUCAUUCAUAUUUUAUUUACAAUUUCAUGCAGUCCCACAGCCUUGGAAAGAAUUUUACUCCUGUACAGAAAGUGGUCAGUUUAUUCUAAACUAGUUAUUCUAAUGAAAGCACUUUGAUUUGCAAUAACAACAACUCUCACUGGCCUUGUCAUGUUUUCUGCUUUCUGAUGUGCAAGAUACAUGCUGGAGAUUUCUAGCUUUACUUUGCUAUAGGACCAGGUAUUUUCCUUAGCUGAGCUAUGGGUGAAGGUGGGGUUGGUAUAUUUAUCCACAGAAAAGAUACAACUAAUUACAUGAUCAUCAUGCUAUUUCAUGUUUAAAAAAAGAUGCACACAAUGUGUUCUUGAUCCAUUUGUUAUAUAUAACAUGAAAAUAGACCUGUAGCCUAGAUCUGUGGAGCAGUUGCUUAGUGUUUGGACUAUAAAAAAAAAAAAUCUCAUCACAGUAGUUAAUUUGCCCUCCUGAAAUUUGUGUCUUAGCAGUCCUUGCGCUCUGGGCUGUCACAAGGUAUAGAUGUAGUCUUGUGUUGUUUCACUGGUAAGCUGGAUACUACUGAGGCAGCCAGUUCAGGAAAUGGAGUGAAAUGAGUUGGAGAACUGUUACUAUUACCUUCCUGUGCUCCUUGCUCUAUUCCCGUGAAUGGCCAGAUAGAAACUGCUGGGUAUAGAAGUGUUCUUUUCAGCUCCAAACAUUCAUUCUGCAGGGCAAUAUUUCAAAUAACCAGGUUGUGACAGUUUUAUAUGCAAGUGAUUUUUUUCAAGAGUGAAGUGGGACAUGAGGGAAGUAGCUGCGUACCUGUUGGUUAGCCUGAUAGUCAUGCCUUUAAUAGCCAGUUUCUCAGUACUUUUUCUUAUGUGAUAUGUAUUUUGAGAUGUAAAGUGGACUGAUCUGUAUGUGUUACUGUACCUCCAUGGUGAAUUUUUUCCUGGAAAUCUCUGAACACAUAGGGAAGGCACACUGAGUAUAUUUCUAUAUGCUACUGCUUUGAGCAGUCUCUGAAUUCCUAUGUGAUUCUCUUCCAAAUCCCAGUGUAGACUUCCCUCCCAACCCCCAUGUAAAUCCAGCUCUCCUCAAAUAGUCAUGUCUCUUGACUCACUGUUACCUUCUGUACUUUGUCUGACCUAGAUGGUAAGCUCAUCUAGGAAAGAAACUUGUCUUGUCCAAGCUUAUAAAGCACACUAUAUAUUUAAGGUGCUACAAUAAUAAUAAAUACCUGUGGUAAUAAUAGCAACAAUUUUUUCAUAAUUAAUUCUACAGUUAGCCCAUAUUAAAGUACAGAUUUUUGCAUACAAACUUCAUUGUUGUUCAGGAAAAUUUUCUUUUGUUAACAUUGCUUUUUGUGUGAUUUAAUCCAUCAAUGUUUGUGACCCUUGAAAAGAAAGUUCUAAUGAACUUUCCACAGAGACUUAGCUGGACAGUUUCUGUAUUAAUCACUUGGGACACUGGGUCAGGAGAUUUUAAAUAGUUACUGUUAGCACCUCAUAACAAAGCAAAUCAGGACACAGCAAAUAAGCAAUGCUUACUAGCUGGAGCAGCUGUUCUUAGUGCACAGUGGUCAGAUAAGAUGACAGCUGGGCUUUUCACAGCAAGUAGGCUUACAAAGGUAGGACAUCUUUAGCUAUGUGUCUGAUACCCUGGGAAACAAAGUGGCUUGGCAGCUAGAUAAAGGGUCAAGAUACACAAGUGGUCUUGGAAUUUUGUUGAAGUGUGGUCCUUUGCAGGUCACCAGGGGCUGGAUUCUCAAAAUGAAAUACAGCUCUGCAAUUCUGAACAUAGUAACACUUAUGUAGGCCUGUAGUAGGAUCUGUAGUCUCCAUUAAAUGAGAAGCCUGGUAUGUGUGAUCCGGGAUCAGAAUACGCCUGGUACAGGUAUAUACAGACAUUGAAUCCAGCUACCAGAAUGUGGAGCUCAG
This is a messenger RNA of Harpia harpyja (harpy eagle), 4456 nucleotides long. It is a transcript of the gene SH2D4B, whose product is annotated as SH2 domain containing 4B. Bases 662 to 1951 code for a protein of 429 amino acids. The transcript is spliced from 8 exons. The record is from RefSeq and is a predicted model, not a curated record. NCBI's taxonomy places the organism in Eukaryota, Metazoa, Chordata, Aves, Accipitriformes, Accipitridae. Gene Ontology annotation, cellular component: cytoplasm.